UUGGAUUUUCUAAACUUCGCCUAACAUAUGAGGGGAUUUUCUCUGAGGUCGGGUUACCAAAAGUGCUCAUCAAGAUCAUCCGCCGUCCAUUGUUGGUGUGCCUUUUUCACUUUGGAAUAUAUAAAUUAUCUUAAUCAUGGCGAUGACAAUAAGUUCUAAUUGUUGUCUAAUUGAUCGUUCUCACUUUGGUCUAAUUAUAUUGUAUUUGACAUGUUUGUUCGUUCGGUUUAGUCAACAAUAUGAACCGGUACCCGAUUUACCUUUGUCUCAUUAUCCAUUCUUUUUCCAGAGUAAUCAUCACUUAAUUGAGAAAAUGUGUUCAUCUUCUAGACAAUUAAUUCCUAAAGAACAAAAGAUCUGUGAUUAUGUUAAUUCUACUGGCCUUAAGUGUUGGGGUUAUGAAUCUGCUUUUGGGGUUAAUUGUUCAAAUAAAGUUGAAAGAAUCACAGAUUGUGAAAAGAGUAACAAUGGUUGGCCCAACAGUGAAAGUGAACAAAGAGAAACUUUUUUUAACCAAGGAGAUUUUGGUUACAUUAUGGAACGAACCAAAGAAUUGACUACUUAUUGUAAACCAAAAAUGACCUUUGGAAGUCCAUUGAAACUUCUAGGACAAAGUUCAAGCCUUGAAUGUACUCGAUAUUUUAGAUUUUGUCGGGGAAAAAGUAUUAUGAUUGAUUUCAAGCGACUGGAAACACUCAAAGAACCAAUUAAAUAUCGUACAGAUAUUCUUGAAAAUGGACAAAUCGGUGGAUGGGAUUGUGAUCGUGAUAUUUUAUCAAUUAGAAAGGAAAGUGCCCACAAAUCUCCGUUACAAUCUUGGUUCGAUGAGCUUGAACAUUACGAUGUUUACGAUAAUAAACCAAACUGUGAUAUAACAAUAACCAAACCAACAUACAUAAUGAAAUUAGAUGCUACAGUUAAUAUGUAUCAUCAUUUCUGUGAUUUUGUUAAUCUUUACGCAACAUUACAUCUUAAUCAAAGUUUCUCAACGGACAUUAACAUCCUAAUUUGGGACACUUAUCCAUAUCGAUCCAAUUUCGGUAUUGUUUGGAAAGCUUUUACCAAUAAUCCAAUUCUAAACCUAAGCCUUUACAAAGGGAAAAAGGUUUGCUUUAAAGAUGCUCUCUUCUCAUUAUUACCUCGAAUGGUUUUCGGUUUAUACUACAAUAUGCCUUUGGUUCCUGGUUGUCGUAAAAGUCGAUUAUUCCAAGCAUUCAAUGAACACGUUCUUUACAAAUUAAAUAUCACCCAAAAUUAUACCCAAAUUGAUGAUCCAUCGACAAUCAGAAUAACUCUAAUCUCCCGGUCAACUAAAUAUCGAAAAAUAUUAAACGAAGAUGAAUUAUUGGAUAAUUUAAAGAAAAAAUCUAACAAUUUCAAAGUCCAACGAGUUGAAUUUACUCAUCAAAUGCCAUUUUCGGAUCAAUUAACAAUUAGUCACAAUUCUGAUAUACUAAUUGGUAUGCAUGGAGCUGGAUUAACUCAUUGUCUUUUCCAACCCAAUUGGGGAGUCCUAUUUGAAUUAUAUAAUUGUGAUGAUGAAAAUUGUUACAAAGAUUUAGCAUCUCUACGAGGCCUUAAAUAUAUUACUUGGUCAUCGAGAGACAAAUUAUAUCCACAAGAUGAAGGUAAUCAUCCCAAUUUAGGUGCUCAUCAAAAAUUUACCAAUUAUCGAUUUGAUGUUAACGAAUUUAUAAAUCUAGUUAUGGAAGGAGUUAAAUACGUUCGCAAGGAGCGAGUUAAAUAUCUCCAAUCAUCAUCAAUUGAAAACCAAAUAACAAUUAACUCAAAUACUCAACAAUCAGGAAAAUCUCAUCUUGAAUUAUAAGCAUCAAUUUCAAGACUAUUACAUCAACAGAAAGAACAAAAUUUAUUUCAAUUUUGACGAAACAACUAAUUAUACACUUUUUAAUUGUUCUAAACAAUUACUUGACCAAUUGUAAUUAAUUUACAAUACAAUCUUCCUCUCACUAAUUAACUUAUAUUUAAGUAUUUUGUAAAUGCACAAUCAAUUCCCAUUCCAAUCAAUUUGCAAAUGGUGCACAAUCAAGCCCACAACUGAAAAGUCUGAUUAUUUUAGUCAAUUAAUCUAAAUUUGCCUCUGUAAAUCAACAACCACCACAAUCAAAUAAUUAAAUGUACACUUUUGUUUACAAUAAUCUCUUUAACAAUUAAAGAGUUUGAAAAGGAAAAAAUUUUCGCUUCAAUUA
Messenger RNA from Panonychus citri (citrus red mite), 2210 nucleotides. RefSeq names its product EGF domain-specific O-linked N-acetylglucosamine transferase-like. Gene Ontology annotation, cellular component: endoplasmic reticulum lumen. Bases 137 to 1828 code for a protein of 563 amino acids. The record is from RefSeq and is a predicted model, not a curated record. The transcript is spliced from 3 exons. Gene Ontology annotation, molecular function: protein N-acetylglucosaminyltransferase activity. Lineage: Eukaryota; Metazoa; Arthropoda; Arachnida; Trombidiformes; Tetranychidae.